Molecule: messenger RNA, 3065 nt
Organism: Diospyros lotus (date-plum)
Lineage: Eukaryota; Viridiplantae; Streptophyta; Magnoliopsida; Ericales; Ebenaceae
Product: pentatricopeptide repeat-containing protein At5g02860
Exons: 1
Coding region: 127-2550 (807 amino acids)
Molecular function (GO): protein binding
Source: RefSeq, a predicted model, not a curated record
GCAGAUUUUUCUUGCUCCUGGCACUGGCCACCGGUUCUGGUCCUACACCCAGUGAAGUCUGAACACCACCCUCUCUCUCUCUCUCGAAGAUCUUUUCUUCAUCUCUGUAGAUUCUUUGGUUCUUCAAUGGCAGAUAAGCUAGCUCUCCCUCUUCUAGUUCCCAGCCCCCCGCCUCCCAAACCACCCUUCUUUCAGGACCAAAACCCUCAAACCCACCAACCGCCAAAACCUCCGCUCUCCCCUCUCCUCCAAGACCACCUCCUCCGCCACAACAACCACCGCCCACCGACCGGAAGCCGCUUCAUCCCCAGAACGCGACGGCGUAUUGGCAAGAACCGCGACCCAAAUAGAGGCCAGCCCUGGUCUCACCACCGCCUCUCCCCCGGAGGUCAGCAAACUUUCCAAACUCUAAUCGCCCCUGAUUUUGAUACUGCCCAAUUCGAUGAAACGCUGCUCAAAUUGUUCAAUUCAGAUCCGAAAUUAUCUUUAGAGACGCUUUCUUUUGAUAUUUUGGGCAUAGUUAAGGGUUUAGGGUAUUACAAGAAAUCCGAGUUGGCAUUGAGGCUGUUCGAGUGGGUUCGGAACCGUGAAGACUGGGAAAUUCUGUUAAAUGGGUCGUCUCUUGCUGUGAUUAUAAGUUUUCUUGGUAAAGAGGGUAAGGUUACUGCAGCGGCUUCUUUGCUGCAUAAUUUACACAAAGGUGGUUUUGCUCUUGAUGUUUAUGCAUAUACUUCUUUGAUAAGUGCCUAUGCUAGUAAUGGGAGGUACAGAGAAGCAGUGAUGGUGUUCGAUAAAAUGGGGGAAGAGGGUUGUAAACCUACCCUGAUUACUUACAAUGUGAUUUUGAAUGUGUAUGGGAAAAUGGGUAUGGCAUGGAAUAGAAUUAUGGGUGUGUUUGAGGGGAUGAAGAGGUCUGGGGUUGGUCCCGAUGCAUAUACUUAUAAUACUCUUAUAGCUUGCUGUCGACGAGGGGCACUAUAUGAGGAAGCUAAUAAGGUUUUUGAGGAGAUGAGGUUGGCGGGAUUUCUGCCCGACAAGGUUACUUACAAUGCGUUGUUGGAUGUGUAUGGGAAGUCUAGGCGUCCCCAAGAAGCCAUGGAGGUUCUGCGGGAGAUGGAGGUCAAUGGGUUUUCACCUAGUGUUGUAACUUAUAAUUCAUUGAUAUCGGCUUAUGCUAGGAAUGGCUUACUUGAUGAGGCAACGCUGUUAAAGUCCCAAAUGGUGGAAAAAGGCAUUAAGCCUGAUGUAUUUACGUAUACUACUCUGUUGUCGGGAUUUGAGAAGGCUGGUAAGGAUGAGUCGGCAAUGAGGGUUUUCAGGGAGAUGAGGAGUAUGGGUAGUAACCCAAAUAUCUGCACUUUUAAUGCACUUAUUAAGAUGCGUGGGAACAGAGGAAACUUCACAGAGAUGAUGAAAGUUUUUGAUGAUAUCAAGAUGUGUGGAUGUACCCCUGAUAUUGUCACGUGGAAUACUCUUCUUGCAGUAUUUGGGCAGAAUGGGAUGGAUACAGAAGUGUCGGGAGUCUUCAAGGAAAUGAAGAGAGCAGGUUUUGUAGCUGAGAGGGAUACUUUUAACACCUUAAUCAGCGCUUACAGUCGCUGUGGAUCUUUUGAUCAAGCCAUGGUUGUUUAUCAGAGAAUGUUGGAUGCAGGAGUUACUCCAGACCUCUCCACCUAUAAUGCUGUUUUAGCUGCACUGGCACGGGGUGGACUAUGGGAACAGUCUGAGAAAGUACUUGCCGAGAUGAAGGAUGGUAGAUGCAAACCCAAUGAAUUAACAUACAGUUCUUUGCUGCAUGCUUAUGCCAAUGGAAAGGAAAUUGGACGGAUGCAAACUCUUGCAGAAGAAAUAUACUCUGGUGCAAUAGAACCCCAUUCUGUGCUAUUAAAAACCCUUGUUCUAGUCAAUAGCAAGAGAGACCUUUUGAUGGAAGCAGAACAAGCUUUCUUGGAAUUGAGAAGAAAAGGUUCAUGUCUUGACAUAACUAUUCUGAACUCCAUGGUUUCAAUUUAUGGUCGGAGGCAGAUGAUUGCCAAAGCCAAUCAUAUACUGAACUUCAUGACUGAAAAUGGAUUUACUCCUACCUUGACGACUUAUAAUAGCUUGAUGUACAUGUACAGCCGGUCUGGCAACUUUGAAAAGUCUGAAGAAAUACUGAGGGAUAUAUUAGCAAAAGGAAUUAAACCUGAUGUAAUUUCAUACAACACUGUUAUUUUUGCAUAUUGCAGAAAUGGUCAGAUGAGAGAAGCAUCACGGCUAUUCACUGAAAUGAAAGAAUUGGGUCUUAUCCCGGAUGUGAUCACGUACAAUACUUUUGUUGCAAGUUAUGCUGCCGAUGCCAUGUUUGUUGAGGCAAUUGAUGUGGUUCGAUACAUGCUCAAACAUGGCUGUAAACCAAACCAGAGCACCUACAACUCCAUUGUUGAUAGGUAUUGUAAGCUCAACCGUCAUGAUGAGGCAACAAUGUUUAUCAAUAACCUUCGCAAGAUUGAUCCACAUGUUUCUAAGGAAGAGGAAUGUAGAUUGUCAGAACGCUUGUUGAAGAAAUAGUUGUAGAAGGGCCUCUUCAUAGAAGUUGGAUGCUCUUAACCUCCAAAACUUGUAGACACACUUUACUUUCAUUCCACUUUCUCUGCCGAUGUCACACAAAUUCUGACAUGUUGAUGGGAAGAUACUUAAUAUAGUUGCACAUAUUUCUCUAAAAUCUUGAGAAUUCUGUUGGCUGCUAUUCAGGAGCUUAUGUAUUUAAGGUCCUUGACCUAUUACUUGUAUGUCUGGGCACACCUCAUGCAGCACAAAUAGUAUACGGCAAGGAAGAAGAAUCAGUUGAGGUAUAUAGAUAUGUAAUAACCUGUUUACCUCACAUUAAUCACAUAGAAAACCUUUUUAUUUCCGUAAAAAAGAUAUGGUGGCUGACUGGCUGUCACUUGAUUCUUUCGUACUAGUGUUGUUGUUUUACUAAUUCGUGCAAUUGUAUUACAUCAUUAUCUUGAAUUGCUGCCUGGAAUGUAUUGAUGCAUCAUUUGUAUUUUGGAAUUCAAUGGAUGAUAGAGAAUUUUAGAGAA